UGUCAGUUGCCAUUUUGGGACAGUCUGCAUUAAUUCUAUGUUCUAGGAUGAAAAAGGUAACAGUUUAUCAGAUGAAGAUCUGCGAGCUGAAGUGGACACAUUCAUGUUUGCGGGACAUGAUACCACAACCAGUGGGAUCUCCUGGAUUUUGUACUGCAUGGCCAAGUACCCCGAGCACCAGAAGAAGUGUCGGGAGGAGAUCAGAGCGUUCCUAGGAGAAAGAGACACUAUGGACUGGUUAGUAAUUUAUUUUCUCAUUGUAUCUCUCCUCCCACAAUGACAAGAACAUUGUAUCUUUAAUGUGUAUAAGUUGUUUUAUCUCAACUUGGGUAGAGAAUUUUCCAAUGUUUAUUCUAAGGUAGAAUAGCAAAGGAGAGCCCAGAACCCCAGACAAACUGGAUUAUUUCUCUAUAGCUGUCAUUUACACAGAUCUGGAAAAAUGCAAACACAAUGCUAAGCAUGGGUGGAUCCCAAUCAUCUCUUGAUCCUACUGGCAUGUUAGAAAUAGUUUCAACAUAUUUGUUUCUUUUCAUUAAUCAAAAGUAUUCUUAACCAUCACAAUAUGCAUGUUAACAGUACAUCCUUUGUUAAAAUAUACUGUGUUCAUGUGUGAUGGGAAAACUGGGAAGAAUUCUUAUGACUGAUUGGUAUAAACGUAUAUUAUACUAGAUACAGUUGAGAAUACAAUAUUAAACUGUCCUGAUGAUGUAUUGACUGGUUUGUAAUUCCCAGGGAAGACCUCAGUAAGAUGCCCUAUACCACAAUGUGCAUCAAGGAAAGCCUCCGUCUCUACCCUCCUGUGCCAAUCAUAUCCAGACAGCUCGCCAAGCCAAUCACAUUCUACGAUGGGCGGUCUUUACCUGCAGGUGGGUGUACAUGAUGGGUAUAUAAAGUGUAGAAGUUGUUGGAAGAGGAACAAACCGCGAUAAUUAAUAGGUUGGGGGCAGCCUCCCAUUGGCACCACCCAAUCAUUACCAGACAUCAACUGACUAGGUGAAAAGUUACACAUUGAGGUAAAUAGCAAUUGGACUUUAUUUACUUGUUUUUGUUUUUUUUCUCCUUCUGAAUGAUGGCACUUUAUAACCCCAGUGUUUGACCCUUGGACCUUGACUUGCCAGCCAGCUGUUCACUCUGUAAACCCAGUAGUUCUGAUACAAACACUCCACCUCUCUGGCAAUAUGAAGGCAUUUUAGUAUUGAAAGGGUUACUCCAAACAAACAGUGCGUCAUUAAAACACUCUUUUGGUUGCACUACUAGUAAGCUUUAGAGACCUGGUUCCCCGUGUAAAAUAAUAAAAAAUCUAAUUAAAAAUAAAUAAAUAAAGAGAACUGCACAUACAGUUUUCAUGCAUCAUGGCGACUUCAAAUCAGUGAAGUAGUCAUGGUGUUUGCAAUAACACUUUAGUUAACUCUUGGAACUCCACUAAAUUUGUACAUUUGGGGGUUUAUCUAAUAAGCACCAAAUUGUGAUAACCUGUAAACAAAUGUAAAAAAUUUAGACAAAAGCAGUCAAGCUGCGAGUUGAACAAUUUUUCCUAAACAGAUUUUUGUGCCUAAAUUUUGCAGUUUUGGAUUUUUAUUUCCAUAAAACCUGGUGUUAAGUGAAUAAACUGGUCCAAAGCAAUGCAGACUUGGCAAAUUGUGGACACUUGUGAUGUAUUGCUUCUUGGAAUGCCGUAUAGUGGAAAGAGUAUCUCAUUGCACAAAUUAUAAUUAUUAGUAUAUUUAUAGAGCGCCGUCAAAUUCCGCAGCGCUUUACAAUGGGUGGACGAACAGACAUGUAGUUGUAACCAUUCAUUCAUUGUUCAUUUGUAUGCUGUCAUUUCUGGUCACUGAAGUCCCUGAGGAAGUCCUACAUACGGACGAAACGCGUAGGACCCCUGGUGGUGACAUUCUAUAUUUUUUUUUUCUUUUUGAGCACACCCCUUUUAAUUGUUCCAUGAGAGUUUAAAAGUGGUGGAAGAACUUUUCCUGGAAAAGCAUUUAUGCUGAAAAAAGAAAUUUAUUCUCAAGGCAUUCUUAUUUCAACGAAAGUGUGAGUGGCCACUUGUCAUUUAUACAUUUGGUUUAUUCAUAUACACAGUUAUGUGCUAUGCAUUGUUCUUAUUCAUUUAGCAGAUCAACCCUUUUUUGCUACAUAUAUUCUAUUGAAGACAAGAGGAAGUCUUUGGGGAAAAUCUUACCUGAUUCAGGGAGGUUUUUUUUUCUGCUAUUUAUCUAUUGAUCACUUAUUGCACUGUGGUUUGUGCACACACAUUGCUUUUUGUAUGUAGUUGUAACCAGACAAGUUGGACACACAGGAACAGAGGGGUUGAGGGCCCUGCUCAAUGAGUUUACAUGCUGGAGGGAGUGGGGUAAAAUGAUACAAAAAGGUAAGAGUUGCAGAAGAGGAAUCAGUCAGGAGCUAUUAACUGUUUAAUUGAUACGCUUUUAAGAAGAAGUGGGUUUUUAACGAUUUUUUUUGAAGGAGUGGAGACUGGGUGAGCAUCUAACGGAGGAGGGAAGCGAGUUCCACAGGAACGGUGCAGCCCUCAAGAAAUCUUGAAGGCGAGCAAAUCUUGACUGGCCGUGGCUUUUUGCAAUGGAGAUUGAUUCUAAGACUAAAGGGGUUAUUCACUAAAUGGAGAAUUGUCAGUACUUCAAUUCCCUUUAAAAGAAACAAAUGAAAACCAAUGUGGUCUGGUAAAUGGGUCAGUCAAAUAAGAGAUAAGAAAAGGGCAUUUAAAUCAGACGUGUGUGUGUGUGUGUGUGUAUAUAUAUAUAUAUAUAUAUAUAUAUAUAUAAAUAUUACACACACACACCCCUUGCUAAAGCAAGACCAAUCCCAAAAAGGUUUUCAAGUAUGCUAAUGCCAAAAAAGUGGUGUUGGUCCAUUGGAAUCUGAGCUUGUAGAGUUCAUCAAGGAGGAUAAAGACAAGACAGAAGUAAUUGCUUUUCUUCAAUAUAUAAACCUAAAUAAUCUAUGGUUGUAGAUUUGCAAAUCCCUGUCUCAAAAGCCUUAUAGAAAAUAGGCAAUUGGUUAACACAGGAUAAGGUGUUACAAAAAUAAAAUGGUUAAUUUAAAGAAAACUCCAUGGCCAGAUGGUAUUCAACCACUAGUGCUUAGGGAGCUUACUAAAGAAAUAUCCAUAGCACCAUCCUUAAUUUCUUUCAGGAAUUGUACUACAGGAUAUUUAAAGUGCGUUAAAAACCUCAACGCAGAAACUACAGCUCUGUGAGCAUAACAUAUGCUUUUGCAAAAUGAUUUGAAGAGCUAUUAAGUGAUAAUAUUCAUUUUUGAACAAUAAUAGCAUUAGCAUGCAUUAACUUGGGUUUAUGAAAGACCGGUCAUGCCAAACUAACUUAAUUGCAAUCUAUAAGACAUUUAGUAGAAAUAUAUAAAUCAGGGUGGUCCAGUAGAUGCAAUAUAUCUGGAUUUUACCAAUACAUUUGAUACUGUUCCACACAAAAGGUUACUAUUAAAACUAAAAUCAGUUAGUUUUUUUUUUGUUUGUUUUUUUUAUAAACCAUCUGAAAGAUAGUGUAAAGAGUAGUUGUAAACGGAAAAUGUUCAGUGUUCUGUCCUGCAUCCACUUUUCCAUAAUCUAUUUGUAAAUGAUCUUGAAGUGGGUAUUGAAAGUCAAUUAUCGGUGUUUGCAGAUGACACAAAACUAGUUAAGGAAAUAGUCUAAAUUUGAUAUAAAUACAGAGAGAUUUGGAUAAAUUGAGGGACUGGGCAGGCAAGUGUUAGAUGAGAUUGGAUGCAGAUAAAUGUAAACUCAUGCACAUUGGAAUAUGGAACCUACAUGUCAUUUAUACAUUAAAUUAAAUGGACUUGGAGGGGGGGGAGGGCGGGGGGGGAGUAUAGAUCACAAACAAGACAACAGUAUGCAAUGCUGGUCUUCUGUUGCAAUAGCUAGUAGGAUGCUUUUGAGUAUGAAAAGAAUAUUGAUUCACGUGACCAAAAUAUAAAUUUGCCUCUUUAUAAAUCAAUGGUAAGACCCCACCUUAAAGGUCUGGAACAAUUCUGGGCACCUAUUCUAAAGAAUAAUAUUGGAGAACUACAAAAGUGCGAAGGCAGACUACAAAUUUAGUAAAGGGAAUGGAAAACCUUAGUUAUGAAGAGACUCUAGAAGACUAGAGAAACUGAAUUUGGUUUCUAAAGAAAAUCAAAAAGCUUCAGAGGGGCUAUGAUCGCACUAUACAAAUAUGUGUGUGUGUGUGUGUGUAAUAAAAAUAAAUAUAUAUAUAUAUAUAUUUAUCGUGGCUUGAAUUACUUUUUUGCAAAAACAGAAUAGUCAAGGAUAUAACUGAUGUGUGUAAACAGGUUGUUGAUCCAAGGAUAAUUCUGAUUGCCAUUAUAGAAUCAAUGAGGAUGUAUUCCCUUUUUUGUGGCAUAAUUAGAAAUGGUUACAUAGCGGGUUUCUUGCCUUUUUUUUUUUGGGGGUUAUCAACAGCAUAAAAGAAUGGGAUUCAAGUUUGAACGUAAUGUAAUUAUUUAUUUUUAGACUUUUUAUUUUUAUUUUGACCUAGACAUGUAAUGAUUCUCCCUUUUUUAAAUAGUAUAUUAUCUCAUGUUGCAUGCUAUGAUUCUGUUUAUUGUGAGAGCAGUUAAUUAGUUACCCACAGUAUGUAAUGAGUGUGAUUGGGACAGUAAGAAUAAAGGUUGAGAAGUCUACUCUAAGUGUAUAAAGGUUACGAGACUUUAAAUAAACAGCAAAUAUUAACAGCCAGUUUGUCAUCAUGGCCAUGUUUACAAGUGUGACGAAUUCCCUAUCUUUGAAUGAGAGGCUGUUAAGUAACAAAAUUAUUUGAUAUACUCCAUAGGUCUCAGGUGUCUGUAUACUGAACUAUCUAUUUCAUAUACCAAACAAAUUACCGAAUGGCCACACAACCCAGGGCAGGCGUGUGCUGCUCAUUAAUCUCUUUCACCUUUGUUCGCACCUCUGUAAACGCAAUUAUAACAUUCUGAGCGGUCGGCUGGGUUGUCGCCGUUCAUGUGGUGAAACACACGGCGGCCAUCUUUAGCCGCGAACACAUACAGCGGUGUUUUGUCGUCGAGUACACGGAAAUAAAAUCGGCCACUCGAUGCUAGAACUUCCACAGAAGUUCGGUAAAAUACAUGAGAACCGAAUGGCAUUCGGUGGGAGCAAGCUCCCCAACAAGAUAUAAAGACUGACUGUAUUCAAAAAUGGUUAUGUUUGGUACUUUUUGUUAUGUUUGUCAUUCCUGAAAGAGACCGACCACACAGUCUGAUUUUUUUUUUGUGGAAUUCUUUUGGGCAGGAGCCUCGUGUGCGGUUGGUCAAACUGAGACUUCCAUGGAAAUGUGUCAGGGUGUGUAUCCUUAAGUGUGUCAGUGAAUGUAGCAUAUCUGUAUCUGCAUGUGUGUCAGGGUAUGUAUCUGUAUGUGUGUCAGUGCCUAUAUAAGUGUCGGUGUUGUAUCUGCAUGUGUGUUACUGUAUCUGUGUGUCAGUGUGGGUAUCUUUGUCUGUAUGUGUGUCAGUGUAUGUAUCUGUGUUUCACUGUAUCUGCAUGUGUCAGGGUAUGUAUCUUUGUGUCUGUAUAUAGGCAUGUGUCUGUGUUUGUGCGUAUCUGCAGGUGUAUCUGUAUCUAUAUGCAGUGGUGUAUCCUGGUUUUGUGCUGCCCUCGGCAGGACAAAACUCAGGCACCUCCCACCCGCGCCACUGCCACCCAACCCCCCCCCGCUUCUAAAUACAGACACACCCUAACAGGCACACACUCACAUUAACUUUUUUAUUUUUUUUUAUUUAACCCCCACCAAGCCACCUUACCUUUGGGAAUGCUGGGGGCGGGGUCUCUUUCUCCCUGGGGGUCCAGUGGCUACUGAGCUGGCUGGCGAGGGAGCACUUCCUCGGAGAUGUCUGCUCUACUCCCUCGCGCGCCACCCGCAGAGUGAGGCUGGGAGCCGGAAUAAAACGUCAUAUUCCGGCUCCCAGCCUCACUCUGCGGGAGGCGCGUGAGGGAGCAGAGCAGACAGCUCAGAGAAAGUGCUCCCUCGCCAGCCGCCCGCCAGUGCCGCCUGACCGACCAGCGUCCGUCCGGAUUGUCAGUUAGCAGCAAGGCUAACAGGACAUUUGCCCUGGGCAUUUGGAGGUGGCUUUUUUUGCCGCCCCCUUGAAAAUGCUGCCCAAGGCAAAUGCCUUGUUUGCCUCGUGGCUGAAACGUCCCUGCAUUCCAGGCUGGCUAAUAACACUGCCAGAGGUGGAGUUACAACUCCGGCAGCAAAGAGUUCUGACUCUGUAUGUUGAGCGUUUUAAACUGAACUACUGCACAUACAGACUGCAAGUACUGACCGCUGAAUUAAUGACAUGUUCGUGGCGUUUGGAGUUACCUUUUAAUUAGCAUCACCAUGAGAAUAAAAGUACAAAUUGCAUAAAAUACAGAAAUAUGACAUUGUACUUGGUGUUGGAGAUCAGUUAUGUAAUUUUUUUUUUUUUUUUUUUUUUUUUUACACACUGAGCUCUGCAGUGCUGCACUGUGCAUACUGUCUGCACUACAUCCUACACAUCCCAACUGCAUUAGGAAUCUUAUUGUCCAUAUUGGCCACCACCAAUACCAUAUUCUACUUUGUUGGUCAAUUGAAAAUGUUAUUGCUUUUUUUUUUAAUAAUGGACAAGUACAAGUUUUUAAUACUAUAUUUUCAAUCUCAAAACUGAUCUCCAACAGGAUGUAAAAUAUCCUUUUCUUAGUCGCCACCUCUAAUCUAAUGUUUAUUUCCUUACAGACUCGCAGUGCGUAAAGAUUGGGGUGAACCCCAAGGUCAAUGGUAGAUUGGUCAUAGUCAGUAUUUCCAUAAUUUCUAAAGAUGUUAAUGCUUUGAACUGAGUUUGCUGUACAUUCUUCUAGAGAAAGAGAAACGUUUGUAUGAGUAUUAAGGAGUUAUGUGACAAUGGCUGCCUCCCCAUGUUAUCAUUGCCUAUUAAAACCGCAUGUAAAACCGAUCUGGAAACUAUUUAUUAUGCACACAUUGACAUUUUCUCCUCCUGGUGCUAUUUUAUAUUUUUCAGGCACUGUAGUAUUGGUAAAUAUUUAUUGCAUUCACCGGAACCCCAAUGUGUGGAAGGACCCUGAGGUACUAUUAUUUAACUAUUUGUGAAUUCUCUUAUCGAUAUAAUUAUUACAUCGUUUUCACUUUUCUGUUUGUGUUUUUUUUGUUGUUCUUGUAAGGUAUUUGAUCCUCAAAGGUUUUCCUUAGAAAAUUCCUCCAAUAGGCAUCCUCACGCUUUUGUGCCAUUUUCUGCAGGACCAAGGUAAAGCACAACAGGCAAAAUAUUACAUUUUUUUUACAGUUUAUAGAGCGUUUAGGGAUGUUAGGGAUGUAUGAUGCAAUCUCGAGCACACGAAGCAUGAUCCUUUUGGUGAUAUUCUUAGUUUUCUGCCUGUACCGUGCGUGUAUUAAAAAAAUAAAAAUAAACGCAUUCCUAACUUUUCUUCAAGGGGCGGCAAUUUUGGUGUGAAUAAUUUUACAAAGUGCAACACACUUCUACAUUUAUUAUUUUUUUGUUUGUUUGUUUUUGGGGCGGGGCUUGUGUUAUUUGUUUGAAUUAUUUAUAAUAAUUUUGCAUAAAACCUAUUCGUUCAUUUUAAAUAUAUCUGUAAGGCAUUUAAAGAUUGUUCUGACCACAUAGACCGUACUAUAGAAUGUAAGAUAUACAAUAACACUACUUAUUUUGAAAUAAUAUACCUGUAAUCUCUUCUUUUUAUGCCAUGUCUCAGAAACUGCAUUGGACAAGCCUUUGCCAUGAACGAAAUGAAAGUGGCCGUGGCUCUGACACUAAACCGGUUUGAGAUUUUACCGGAUCUUGCUAACACCCCUUUGAAAUUACCACAAAUUAUUCUGCGAUCCAAGAAUGGCAUCCACGUGUACCUAAAGAAAGCAAGCUGAGUCUGCAGUCAGUCCUAUCAAAGCCUGUAAAUCACGCCUCACGCUUGCCAUCUUAACAUAUUCUACCAGAGCUUCCACCCAAACAGAAUACACUUUAUUUUCAUACCUGAAUCCAGUCACUGUACGUCCCAUCUGUGCCAUACAGUGUGAGUGAAUACAGUGCCAGCUCUGCAUCUCAGAAAUUAAGAAGACUCUAUGAUUAACAAAUAUCCUGAACUGAGAUGGAACCCUUAGCAAGAUCUGCAUAGGACGUUACCACACAUUCUUAGGAAGAAGAAUGCUUAGUUGUGUUAUAGCCCAGUUUGCACACUUGUUAGUUAAAACAGAAACUCCACUGCACAAAUGAAAAAAUAAAAAAAAUCUAUAUGGUAGAUAUUCUACCAUGAAAACAUGUAUGCUCUUAAUUAUACAUUUAUUUCACUGGGGUUACAGCUAAAAACAUCUUGCAAAAGCUGCUGGUCUCUUGUCUGUAGCCUUUGCAAUCCCUCCCCUUCUAACCCCGCCCAGACUUUCUCUGGCUGUCCAAUCACAGACUUCCCAAUGCAGCUCAAUGAGAAGUCUUUGCGAAAUAGGUGCUCUGGGCAAUUGUUGCCUCUUGAGUUUAUCUCCACUGAGCGAAACAAACCAGAAAGUAACAGGACCACUUGUCUGUUUGGGUGUAACAAGCUUAGUUUAUGAAACUGCACAUUUCUAAUUAACACAUUUUGCAAAGUGAAAAAAGAGGAUACCCUCUUCGCACAUAAAGCACUUAAGCUAAAGUGCUUUAACAGAAAAUGAACAUUAUUCUACUUCUGCUCAUUGAUUAUUCUAACGUAAACUGUUUAUUUUGCCAUACACCAGUAAAUUGUAAUUAACAUGUAUUUUGCAAUGUCAUAUCUACAUUAUCUUAAACUAUUUUUGUGAUUUACCUUUAUUAAACAUUAAUGAAUACUGUACCCAUAUAUUAAAAUGAUAUUGUCACUGCAUGUAGCAUCUCGCAUUUAGUUAUCUCUUAUUUAUCAAAUAAAAUAAAGUUCAAGAAAUACAAAUUACUAUUAAACCUGAACUGCCAGGCUGUAAACAAAACGUUUCUCCUCUAGACUAUAAGAGAAGCUAUACAGAUAUAGAAUUAUUGUAAAUGGU
This is a messenger RNA of Pelobates cultripes (western spadefoot toad), 9008 nucleotides long. The record is from the annotation of a GenBank genome assembly. Lineage: Eukaryota; Metazoa; Chordata; Amphibia; Anura; Pelobatidae.